Sturnus vulgaris (Common starling) is the source of this 4993-nucleotide messenger RNA. NCBI's taxonomy places the organism in Eukaryota, Metazoa, Chordata, Aves, Passeriformes, Sturnidae. The record is from RefSeq and is a predicted model, not a curated record.
UUCUAGUCUGUUAUAACUAAAAUCUUACUGUGGAGUAUAUAUUUGAUAUUGUUACUGUGUAUUUUAUAUUACUACAACUUCAUGUCUUUGAAUAUAUACUUAGUAAUUUUUCAGGUGAAUACAGACCCAAAACCCAAGGACUAAAUAUGCAUCAAUAAAUACAUUUAUAUCUUUCUUUGUAAGUAUAGGAAGGUAUGGAGAGUUCAUGGAGCCCAAGAAAGUGAAGUAUCCCGAUCAAGUCCUCUCAGCGAAUUCUGCAGUGACAUCAGGUUCCCAAUCCUGGUCAGGCUGAACAGAAUUUGUAACCCAACAUCUCAAACCAAGGUUAACCUUGUGCACGUUUCAAAGGGAAAAUGCAAACACUCACUAAAGAAAGGCUGCUUCUCCAAUUAGUUCUGUAUUUAGAUAUCUAAAGUUCACCUGUGUUGUAAUUUACUGUAUCAAAGCCCUUCUUGACCUAUUUUGUUUGACUCUUGCAGAUGAAACAAGUUAGGCGUGCCCCACUGGCCUGCCCUGAAGAUGUGUUCUAAGGAUGUUGCAGUUCCCAGAAACUGCACGCUUUGGGACUGGUGGAAUAGGACUCCAGCAUAACAUUCCUAACUGUAAGCAGGCCUUGGGUCAUGCACAUGCAGUCAGGAGUGGUUCUGAUCUUUAUUUCCUGGAGCAGGAAGCCAUUCUGUGUUCAGAGACGCAUGGAAUCUCAUUUAGAAUUCAAAUCAGUGUACAAGAACUGCUGGAUACAGAUGUACUUUUAAAGCUGUUAUUUCAUUUACCAGUCAAUUACCCAUCAACUCUACCGGAUAUUUCUGUUAACUCAGACCAGCUUACAAGGGCCCAGUGUAUGGAUGUGAAAGAGAAAUUACUGGAACAAGCAAAGCAGCAUCUUUCUGAACCCAUGGUACACGAUCUGAUUCUUUGGGUGCAGCAGCAUCUUAAAGAUGUCAUUAAGCAAUCAGCAACAGUUUGCAAUGAAAAAACUACUUUGUCAAAAGGAACAGAAGAUGGUAUCUGGAUGCUCCUUUUGCAUUUAGAUCACAUGAGAGCAAAGGCAAAAUAUGUGAAAACUGUGGAAAAAUGGGCUUCAAAUCUAAGGCUGACUGGAAGACUGAUGUUCAUGGGCAAGAUAAUAUUGAUUCUUCUUCAGGGUGACAGGAGCAGCAUUAAGGAGUACUUGAUUCUUCAGAAAACUGCUAAGGUAGAUGUGGACUCAAGUGGAAAGAAAUGCAAAGAGAAAAUGAUGAGAGUACUGUGUGAAACAGAAGUACAGUCACAGCAUAAAAGGUUUCAGACGUUUGAAGUCAAAGAAUAUUCAGCACCAGAGGAGCUACAAAAGGAAUUUGAAACUGCAGGACUUACAACUCUUUUCUCUGAGUUUGUGCCUCUUCUCUUAAAAUAAAAUUGUAAGAAACCACUGGACCUUUGACCAAAGCAGUAGUUGACUGCAGAUGCUGAUAGAAGAUAAAAGGACUAAUGUGGCAAAACAACGUUGAAGCUUUUCUGCAAAAAAUACCAGUAGUAGUCAUCUUUUUGCAAGAAGAAAGCAAUUAAUACAUUAAGAACUGAUAAUUUUUUUGACAUUUAUGUAUUAAUUAGUAACUUUUUCCAAACAGUGAUGUUAAUUGUGGUAAUUGCAUGGCAAGCAUGAAAAACUGGGAGGAAAUAAUGUUAAAAAAUAGUCUUCUAGUCAGACUCUGUUUUAGAGUCCCGUUUUUCAAUGUUCUGUUUCUUCUCUCUCAUGGUAGAAUGUGUCGUUAAUGGCCUGUUAGAAAGCAUGAUUAAUUUUGCUUUGGAAGUCUGUAUGAAGAUAUUUCCAUAAAAAAACAUAGUGAACACACAUUUGAAUAUGUGAGGACAGCAUAUACUUAAUAUCCCUUAGGAGUUAAUCUGCUAAUUCUUCAUUCUCCCUGUAAUUGGCUAUAAAUGCUAGAUGGUUGAUUUGAAGAAAAAGCUCAUGUCACUUGGGGCCUUAAAAAACUUAGAAGUGUCUCUUUGAAUAUUAGUUUUUAUUCUAAAAUUUACAAAAACACCCACGUGGAGGAUUUAAAUUGAUAAAAAGCUGAGGCAAAACCAAUUGUAAUAUUUUCUUUGAUAGUUUACAGAUAUCUUUUUGCAUUUUACCUGGUUUUACUGUCUGUGCAGCUUUAGAUAUCUUGAUUCAAUUAAACUGGAGCAGUAUAUACAGAUUUCAGUCUUCUGUCUUUCAAGGCUUCUGCCAAGUUGUUUUUGUUUGUUUUAUUUGUUUUUUUUGAUUGGUCACUGGCCUUGGCCAACCUGAAUUGUUUUUUAUCAGUAGUCUGUGUUUUACAUCUGUAUAGUGUUACAACUUAUAUGCCUAAUUUUAUGAAUUGUGCAAGUUGUGCAAGUUCUGUUUACCUAGGGAGGAUUGAGUACUUACUUAUUAUGAUUAUUAAUGUCUGUCCUUUGGUUUCUAUUUUACCUGAAAUCAUUCUCUAACAAGACUAGAUAAAUUAACCAGUAAUAAAAAUUCUGCAAUCAUGAGUUUCUUAGUAACUAGCACUGCCAUUUGCCAUUUCAAUUGGCUUUAGCAUGCAGCUAAACAUGUGCUGUACUGCUCUAUAAAAUUCAGUCUCAGAAGCCAAAUGUCUCAAGUAUUCUGUAAUUAAACAGAUUUGAUCAAUUCAGUAUAAACUAAUUUAUUUUCAUUGUACUGAGGGAAGACCAGUACAAUUUGUUUAGCUCUGAAAGUGUGGUUUGGCAAGAUCUGAUUUCCUGUUUCAUGCUCAGACCAUGAGAUCAUACCUCUUUCUUUAUAUAUUCUACAAAAGUAACUAAAUGAGACUAGGAAAAUGUUUAUAUUUUACUGUUUGAGAUAUCAGAUGCAUAAAGGGUUAUAGAUUGUUUAAAGGUUUCUGAAGUUUUUCAGGAUUUUGGUGAUUUUCCUAAUAUAGAGCAACUUUAAUAUGUAUGCUGCAUGUUAUUUUAUACACUGAUGCUAAUUUACUGAGAUAGUAGCAAAGUUCUUCUUAAUGAGUCUUUUAUGUUUGCCACAUACAGUACUUCAGGCUCAGUAGAAAAGAAACUGGGUUGAAGAGGUUUUACAAAUCUGUUCUGUAUUAUUUUGAAAUGGCUUCCUGAGAGACAAGAACUCUAAUUUUCUGUCAUUUUAAGUGCAUGUGAAGAUGAAUUUCUUAUUUUUACAAAGAAGAAUAAAACAGAAGUAUCUUUAAAAUAUUAAAAUAACAUGUAUUUUAAAUUACAGUUUCCAGAAUCGAGCUGUUCUGAGGUAAAAUAUCUGUGGAAAAAUUGUGUGUCAGUGCAGUAUAAAGUUUUGAAAAGCUGCAGAGGGUUUCUCCUUAUACUUUUUGACAGACCUGGCAAGUACAAAACUCAAGAAAAGGCCUGUGCAUGUACAGCAUAAGAAAACAAUCUGUAUCUCUCUGCAAAACUAAAUGUUACAAGAUUUUGCCAGGUGCAUUGUAAAUCUGCUGAUUUUAGGAAUCAGGUUGAAUGGCAUAUCCACUCAUGUGAUUGCAAAAUGCGUGUGACUUCAAAAAUAAUUGAGGUGUAGGUCGUGGUCAUCUUUCUUGCAAGAUGCUAAAGUUUUCUUCCCUACUAGAAGAGCCAUUUGUGCUGUCAGUGGCUGCCAGUUGCACUUGAAUACAAACCCAUAUAUCUUUUUGAGUUUUAUUGUCUGAUGCCUUCUUGGUCAACUAUUUAGCCAGAGCUGGUAUUCUUCAACAACGAGUUAAAAAGAAAAAGUGACGGUUGGGUAAGUUGCAGCUCUCUCCUGAUCUGUGCUCAUCUUCCUGCCAGGUGAAGUUGUUGUAAGAAGCUGGAUUAUUUCUGUGUUUCUGGAGAUGGAAAAUGCAGUUUAUACAUUGGAUUUUUACCAUAGUUGAAUUUUAUAUUCACUAGCUCACACUGUCCACACUUGUGGACAAAUCCACAAGUUCACUGUAGGAAAGGACUGCAGUUUAUAGCUUGGUUUGAUGUGCUUCAAGAGAACUGCAAAUCUGAUCAGCUUGAUACAGUUCAGACAGCAGAGAACAUGAAAACUGAUGUCUGUCUGAUUCUGUUAAAGCAAAUACUUUUGCCCAGCUAUCAAUGUCACUUAUUUUGAAGGGUAGGAGGAUAUUUCCUCUUCAGACAAGUAAACAAUAUUUUUAAAGGCUGUCCUUUUGGAAGGAUGUUGCAGCUGUCUGUUAAGUUACGGUUUGUUUGCAUUCAUUGUAAAAAGAGAUGAGCUAGCCUGUGAGCCUCAGGGGCACAAAAGUCAUCAGAAUGGGUCCGGUGGUGCAUGUUCUGCCUUCCAAGGGAGCUGAAGCAGGCACAGAGGAGCAAAAUGCACAGAUACAGAAGAACAAGAAGCAGGGGAAAAAAAUGAAUCAGUGUGUAAAAAGUUAGUGAAGCAUAUGUAAGUAUUGGAAUCUGACAAUUCAGUUGCAAGGAAGAAGAAGCCCACAAAUUAAAGGUGAUUUAACAGAUUAGAAGGUAACUUUCUUGUGGAUAUGGUAUUAUAAAUAGUUCUUCAAACAGCAUGGUCAGUAAAGCUUUGUUUCCUGUGGCCUUGCUAGUUUCUAAGCACUAGCACACAUGAAGCCCUCCCUGCAGGAGUUCCAUUCCUGAUGAUGUCUUCCCAGGUGGGUUCCCCUGUGCCUGGUAUUUAUUGUGCAUAAAUUGAUUAUUGCUUGCAUAAAUCUUUAAGGUAUGAAUAGCAUUAUUUCACCUGUUACCUUUUUCAUCAAAGUUGUAUGUACUUGUUUUCUUUCCGGUUGUUAACCUCUCAUUUUAAUUGAAAUGACAAAUUCAGAUGUUCUAGGGAAACUUCGUAGUAUAAGCAUGCUUGCUUCUAUAUGGGCAGAACAGAUGUAUAACCAUAGUUUCCUUUAAAAAAUCAGGCUAAAAUGAAGGAUGUUGCAAUAGGACUGACAACUUGAAGAAUCAAGUCUUUUAGGACAAAACUGAGAUAUGACUGGUCUUUUUUAAUACCUUGGCUUAUUAAGUAUGAGAAAAACAAGAAAUAGCUUGAGGA